AUGGAGGACGGCGAGUCGUACAAGUCGUGGGCAUGGUGGCUGGACGCGCUGCAGGCGAUGAGGAGGACAUACUCGAUCCCCAUGGACGCCGAGGAGGUGAGGAUACGCGCGGACAUAGAUUUCGACAACGCAAGGAGGAAGGUGUGCAGAGCGGAGGCCGAGGAGGCGCGCAGGAAGGAUCAGCUGCUGGAGGAGGAGGAGGCGGUGCGGUGUUGGGCGAAGACGGGAGACCCCGAGGCGGAGGCGUACCGGGAGGGGCUGGGCGACUUGCUGCAAGAGAUGACCGAGCGGAUGUCCUCGGAGGAGAGGGACGAAUGGUCGACGACGCCCGACCGGGAGUCCUUCUCGUCUGCUUGCUAUCGCCAUCAAUGGAGCUCGGCGCAUCGGAGAGGCGCAGGUAGCUCGUACGAGGACACCACGGGUAUCCCUGCCAUGCAAUUUACGGACGCCGAGCCAGAAGAUCGUUGGGACGCCCGUCCGACGGGGACUUUGCAGAUAUUUUCCUUCAAAGUCGCCGCAAUAGACGAGGAGCUGCGGUGGCCAUUGGAGGUGUAUGGCCUGAUCGCCAUAAGAGACCACCUAGACCGUAGCCGCAAUGUUAUCUUUGCCCGCGGAAGGGAUAACUGCCAAACGAUCUCAUCCAUGGAUCCAUAUUUAACACUAGCAGGUCCAACUCGUGCUCCAGUGGUGUCUGAGAUGUCAAAUUCUGUGCGAUUCGAGGUUGUGUUGAAAGUCAAGAGCAGCACUAAUGAAUCUGAAGAUAAAGAUUUAAGUUUCUUAGCUGCAAAGUUCAGAACAUUCUAUCCCAAUUAUUCACGUGUGAUUAAGUGGGUUGCCACUAGCAAGCUAUCAAGACUAGAGUGGGCAUUCGCUGUUCUUGCUAAAUCAGUGGAGGCUACAAUCAGUAUACAAGUUAUUCAUGGGUCUUGGCUAGAUGGUUGUCGAGGUAUAUUUAGUGCAAGCACGGUUAGUCUAGAUGGCCGGAAAGUCCACCUUCUCUCCCUUGAAGAUGGCAAGUUGCCAGUUACCACCGAUGGUAUGAUCAAUCUUUCACGCAAUGUUGCUUGCGUAGAAAUUAAUGGAAGGCUGAAAAUUUCUGUUGCAAUAGAAUACACAAACGGGGAACAAGUUACUGCAGAAGAUGAAACUAUUUUUAGGCCUAGGAAAUUCGGUACGAGUUGUGCUAUCCUUAUGGCGUACCCUCAUGGAGAUCACAUCAAAGGAAAAAUGGUGGCUGCACCUUUGUACAGCAGGAAAUUGUUAUCACAUGUAGAGCGUGAGAAGCCAUCAACACUUGGAUGGGAGGCACCGCCGGCCGGCUGGGCUGUGCUCAACAUCGACGGGUCCUUUUCUGCCAAGGACGGAACUGCAGGAGUUGGCAUGGUCCUCCGGGAUGAACAUGGAGAUAUUAUUUUUUUCGUCUUGCCAGUCCUAACCGAAGUACCCAACAAGUAA
Messenger RNA from Triticum dicoccoides, 1455 nucleotides. RefSeq lists its product as uncharacterized. NCBI's taxonomy places the organism in Eukaryota, Viridiplantae, Streptophyta, Magnoliopsida, Poales, Poaceae. The coding region runs from base 1 to 1455 and encodes 484 amino acids. The record is from RefSeq and is a predicted model, not a curated record. The transcript is spliced from 5 exons.